CCUGUCAGGAUGUUCCUGCACUGCGAGACUCUCUACUACGCUUUUAUUCUGCUGGCUCACAUGAGAUCCUGCUGCUGCUGGUCAGUGAAUAAUUUCUUGAUGACUGGGCCCAAGGCGUAUCUGAUCUACUCGAGCAGCGUGGCGGCAGGCGCUCAGAGUGGCAUAGAGGAGUGCAAAUACCAGUUUGCAUGGGACCGCUGGAACUGCCCAGAGAGGGCUCUGCAGCUGUCCACACACAGCAGCCUACGCAGCGCAAAUCGGGAGACAGCCUUUGUCCAUGCCAUCAGCUCUGCCGGGGUUAUGUACACCUUAACCAGGAACUGCAGUCUUGGAGACUUUGACAACUGCGGCUGCGACGACAGCAGGAAUGGACAGCGAGGCGGUCACGGUUGGCUGUGGGGCGGCUGCAGCGACAACGUUGGCUUCGGAGAGGCCAUCUCCAAGCAGUUUGUCGAUGCCUUGGAGACUGGGCAGGAUGCACGAGCGGCCAUGAAUCUCCAUAAUAAUGAAGCUGGACGCAAGGCUGUGAAGGGGACCAUGCAGAGGACGUGCAAGUGCCACGGCGUCUCGGGAAGCUGCACCACUCAGACCUGCUGGCUGCAGCUGCCCGAGUUCAGGGAGGUGGGGAACUACCUGAAGGAGAAGUACCACCGCGCUCUGAAGGUGGAUCUGCUGCGAGGAGCGGGCAACAGCGCCGCCAGCCGGGGAGCCAUCGCCGAGACCUUCAGCUCCAUCUCCCGCAAGGAGCUGGUCCACCUGGAAGACUCCCCCGACUACUGCCUGGAGAAUCGAACCCUGGGCCUCCCCGGCACGGAGGGCCGCGAGUGCCUCAAGAAGGGCAAGAACCUGAGCAAGUGGGAGAAGCGGAGCUGCAAGAGACUCUGCGGGGAGUGCGGGCUCGCCGUGCAGGAGCGCAAAGCCGAGAUGGUGUCGAGCUGCAACUGCAAAUUUCACUGGUGCUGCGCGGUGAGGUGUGAGCAGUGCAGAAAGACGGUCACCAAGUAUUUUUGUGUCAAGAAAGGAGGACAGAGGGGGAGGAACGAGAGCGCCAGCAGCCGGCGGAAAAACCUCCGACUGAGGAAGAAGCACUGA
Messenger RNA from Salarias fasciatus (jewelled blenny), 1092 nucleotides. RefSeq names its product wingless-type MMTV integration site family, member 8b (gene wnt8b). Gene Ontology annotation, cellular component: extracellular region. Gene Ontology annotation, biological process: canonical Wnt signaling pathway; cell fate commitment; multicellular organism development. The transcript has 6 exons. Bases 10 to 1092 code for a protein of 360 amino acids. Gene Ontology annotation, molecular function: cytokine activity; frizzled binding. The record is from RefSeq and is a predicted model, not a curated record. NCBI's taxonomy places the organism in Eukaryota, Metazoa, Chordata, Actinopteri, Blenniiformes, Blenniidae.